AUGCUGUACGUCUUUGGAAAGCUGGUAGAAGAGGAGGAGGGUGCGCUGGGUGUGUGGACGACAUACAUAGUGUGCGCUCUUGGUGGGAGCCUGGUGUCCUUCUUUGUCAUACCAGAUGCUGUCAGCCUGGGGGCGUCCGCCGCUGUCUUUGGGCUCUUCAUCGUCAGUGUUCUCCUCAAGCUGAGUUGGAACAUCCGCAAGCUCCUGGAGGCCGCGAUCCUGGGCCAGUUCGUGUAUCAGCAGGUUGUGCGGGAAAUACAAAAUCACGUGGCUGGGGGAGUGGCCACAGCAGGCGGCCAGGUGAACCAUCUGGCGCACCUGUGUGGGGCCCUGGCAGGAGCCAUCCUUGUGUUGCUCCUGCGACAGCUACCUGAGCCUGAAGGUCAGAAAUAA
Molecule: messenger RNA, 393 nt
Organism: Ostreobium quekettii
Lineage: Eukaryota; Viridiplantae; Chlorophyta; Ulvophyceae; Bryopsidales; Ostreobiaceae
Source: the annotation of a GenBank genome assembly